UUUAUCGAUCUCGAAGUUCAUAUGUUCAUCUACUUGAAAUUCAUGGCGAGCACGAGGAAGGAGACUCAUGCCGCCGACGAGACGCCGCCCUCCGCCGUGGGGUAUCCAUUGGCGGAGAAAACCUCGGAGAUCGCCGCAAACAUAGCCUACCACGCUCACUACACCCCUCACUUCUCUCCUCUCAAGUUCGAUUUGGAACAAGCGUAUUAUGCCGCGGCUGAGAGCGUUCGUGAUCUUCUCAUCCAGAGGUGGGAUGAGACUUAUGUUCAUUUCCACAAGGCGGAUCCCAAGCAGACUUACUACUUAUCUAUGGAGUAUCUUCAAGGUCGUGCUCUUACUAAUGCUAUUGGAAACCUUGAUCUUGUGCAAGGUUAUGCUGAUGCUUUAAAUCAGUUGGGGCAUAAGCUUGAGGAGAUUGUAGAACAGGAAAAGGAUGCAGCUUUGGGUAAUGGAGGCUUAGGUAGGCUAGCUUCAUGCUUUUUAGAUUCAAUGGCAACAUUGAACUUGCCUGCAUGGGGUUAUGGCUUACGGUACCGAUAUGGUUUGUUCAAGCAGCGAAUAUCCAAGGAGGGCCAAGAAGAAGUAGCUGAAGAUUGGCUUGAGAAAUUCAGUCCGUGGGAGAUUGUGAGGCAUGAUGUCACAUUUCCAGUCAUAUUCUUUGGCCAUGUUGAGGUUUCUCCUGAUGGAUCUCGACAGUGGGUUGGUGGUGAGGUUCUUCAGGCACUGGCUUAUGAUGUACCAAUUCCUGGAUAUAAGACCAAAAAUACUAUUAGUCUUCGCCUCUGGGAAGCCAAAGCUACUGCUGAUGAUUUUAAUCUAUUUCAGUUCAAUGAUGGACAGUAUGAAUCUGCUGCUCAACUUCACUCUAAAGCCCAGCAGAUUUGUGCAGUUCUGUACCCAGGAGAUGCUACUGAGAAUGGGAAAAUCUUAAGACUGAAGCAACAGUUUUUCCUUUGUAGUGCAUCACUGCAAGACAUUAUUGCCAGAUUCAAGGAGAGGAGAAAUGGUGUAGGUUCCUUGCAGUGGUCUGAAUUUCCUAGUAAAGUUGCAGUUCAACUGAAUGAUACCCAUCCAACACUUGCCAUUCCAGAAUUGAUGCGAUUACUUAUGGAUGGUGAAGGACUUGGUUGGGAUGAAGCUUGGGAUGUGACAACUAAGACUGUUGCCUAUACAAAUCACACAGUUCUACCAGAGGCAUUAGAGAAAUGGCCAAAAGCUAUAUUAGCAAAACUUCUCCCUCGUCAUUUGGAGAUCAUUGAAGAAAUAGAUAAGCGGUUUAUGGCUUUGAUUCAUUCCACCCGAACUGAUAUGGAAGACAAGCUCUCCAACAUGCGGAUCCUGGAUAACUCCAAUCCACAAAAACCUGUUAUACGCAUGGCUAAUUUAUGCGUGGUUUCUUCACAUACUGUAAAUGGUGUUGCUCAGUUGCACAGUGACAUCUUAAAGUCAGAGUUAUUCGCAGACUAUGUCUCUGUAUGGCCUACCAAAUUCCAGAACAAAACCAAUGGCAUCACACCUCGUCGGUGGCUCCGUUUUUGCAGCCCAGAGUUGAGCAACAUAAUCACCAAGUGGCUAAAAACAGAUGAAUGGAUCACUAAUCUUGAUCUCCUUUGUGGACUCCGUCAAUUUGCGGAUGAUGAGGCACUCCAUGAGGAGUGGGCUUCAGCUAAGAUGGCUAACAAAUCUCGGCUUGCACAAUAUGUGCUGCAAGUUACUGGUGUAAGCAUCGACCCCAAUAGCCUCUUUGACAUUCAAGUGAAGCGCAUCCAUGAGUACAAGAGACAGCUGCUAAACAUUCUGGGUGCAGUAUACCGAUACAAAAAUCUGAAGGAAAUGAGCAUUGAGGAGAGGAAGAAAGUGACUCCACGGACUGUCAUGAUUGGAGGGAAAGCAUUUGCAACAUACACCAAUGCCAAAAGGAUUGUCAAGCUGGUUAAUGAUGUUGGUGCUGUAGUCAACAAUGAUCCCGAAAUUAGUAAAUAUCUGAAGGUUGUCUUCAUACCAAACUAUAAUGUAUCUGUGGCCGAAAAGCUCAUUCCUGGCAGCGAGCUCUCUCAGCAAACCAGCACAGCAGGUAUGGAGGCAAGUGGGACAGGCAACAUGAAGUUUUCUCUCAAUGGUUGUUUGAUUAUCGGAACAUUAGAUGGUGCAAAUGUUGAAAUUAGAGAAGAAAUAGGCGAAGAGAAUUUCUUCCUUUUUGGUGCCAGAGCAGAUGAAGUCCCAAAACUACGCAAAGAGAGAGAAUUGGGACAGUUCAAACCAGAUCCAAGAUUUGAGGAGGCGAAGCAAUUCAUAAGGAGUGGUGCAUUUGGCAGCUAUGAUUACAACCCUCUUCUUGAUUCCCUGGAAGGGAAUUCUGGUUACGGCCGUGGUGACUAUUUCCUCGUCGGUCAUGACUUCCCUAGCUAUAUGGAUGCUCAGGCCCAGGUGGACGAAGCUUACAAGGAUAAGAGGAGAUGGUUGAAGAUGUCUAUCAUGAGCACAGCAGGCAGUGGGAAAUUCAGCAGUGAUCGAACCAUCAGCCAAUACGCUAAAGAGAUUUGGGAUAUAAAAGCUUGUCCAGUUCCUUGAUUUGGUCUUCAAAUAUACAAGUUCAUAAGCAUGAGCCUACCAUUUAUGUAUAUCAAUAAAUAAGGUCGAAAAGGCGGAGAAAAUAAUCAGCCAUUGCCUUCUCAUCAUUCACAUGAUACACUCUGGAGGGUGUUUUAUCUAUCUACUUUUAUAUUUAAUGUUACUUCCCUUAAUGGGUUGGUAGGUAUCUCAUGUAAAAGGAGUAAAUCCUGUAUCUUGUCAGUUAUUAUUUAUAGAGACUUCUUGUAAUGGUGAAUGCAUUAUCUUAUUUACAUAUGUAAAAUAUGUAUCAUUUGAAUUGGAAAUGAGAAAUAAUGGUCUAAACAUUUUUUUUUAAA
Dioscorea cayenensis subsp. rotundata (Guinea yam) is the source of this 2909-nucleotide messenger RNA. RefSeq names its product alpha-glucan phosphorylase, H isozyme. NCBI's taxonomy places the organism in Eukaryota, Viridiplantae, Streptophyta, Magnoliopsida, Dioscoreales, Dioscoreaceae. The coding region runs from base 22 to 2571 and encodes 849 amino acids. The transcript is spliced from 15 exons. Gene Ontology annotation, biological process: glycogen catabolic process. The record is from RefSeq and is a predicted model, not a curated record. Gene Ontology annotation, cellular component: cytoplasm. Gene Ontology annotation, molecular function: glycogen phosphorylase activity; pyridoxal phosphate binding.